AUGCUUACUGGGUUGUCCAAGAUAUGUGCGCAUAGACCAAUCCAUACCAUAGUGGUGACCGCUCUCUUAGUUUCCUUAGCAUACCUAACCAUUGUGGAGGAGUACACAUCGAGAUCUUCAUUAUCCAAUCCUUUUAUAUCGUUUUACCACCCACCAGGAAACAGUGAUUACCAAAAUUGGAUUCCAGUGGAUGACUCUGUGAAGCUCAAAAGCAAGUCAGCCCAGCAUCUCUCUGUAUGCGCUUUGAAGUUUAAAAGGGUUAAUGGACAUCAGAUUCCCGAUCUGGCAGGAAGUUUUCAGAGCGCAGACCCAACUGAAAUAUUUGUCGUUCAGGAUUUUGACAAAUCAUUUGACUAUUUUGAUUCAAUUUCAACCAUUGAGGGUAAGGAUGGCAUCCAAUGGAAAGUCAGACACCCCAAUAGGUUGGGACGUUAUUCUGAGUACUUCAGAUCUGUUUUUUCAAAAACUUUGAGACUGGUUCAGGGUGCUGAACCAUUCGACAUUGUGCUUAUUGCUUUUGCUUACGUUGCUAUGUGGUACACAUUUUUGCAGCUCUAUUAUGAAAUGAAAACAAAGGCCAACUCUAACUUUUGGCUGACUUUCGGCUCUCUGCUGUCUUCAGGUUGUGCAUUUGUGUUUGCAUUGGCCGUCACUGUAAAAGUAUACGGUAUCAAGGUUCCACUCACAUCUUUAACUGAAGGUGUCCCAUUUUUGGUAGCUACCAUUGGUUUCAAACACAAAGUUGCAUUCACUGUUCCUAUUCUCCAAGCUUCCCGUUCAAAAAAAGCCAAAGAAAUUCCUGACACCAUUAUUUCAGUGAUUGAACAAACCACAGGGUGGCCUCUGAUUAAGGAUCAUCUCAUUAUGAUUUCCGCCUUCUUAGCAUGUUCUUUUUAUGCCCCCCGUAUGGAAGGACUCAAAAACUUUUGCAUUCUCUCCGCUAAUAUCUUAACGUUUGACCUUAUAAUGAUUUUCACAUUUUUUACCGCUGUAUUAUCUUUAAAAGCUCAGAUUAAUAAGGUUCACGAAACAACUGCUUUGCAGCAAGUUCUGGAGGAAGAUGGAAUUGCUGAAGAUGUUGCUGAACGCAUUGCUGCUUCAAACCGAAAUAUGUUUUCCCGUAGUACCAGCGUCGUCAGCUUCAAAGUGAUAAUGAUCGCUGGGUUCCUUGGAUUCCAUUUAUUUGUGUUGGGAACUUCAUGGCUCUAUGACUCUGACGUUUCAAGCUCUUCUAUAUUUGGUAAGAGCAAUGUAUCUGCCUUAUCCAAAGCUGCUGCCAAACAUAUUCCUAUUGGAUCCGAAGGAACUAUUGUGACCAUUAUGCCUACGAGGGUUUACAUGCCUGUUGAUUUACUUCUAAAGUUGGAAGAUGAUUUUCUGAACAUUUUUUCCAAGAUAUCGGCUAGCAUAACUGAUCCUUUGAUUAGCAAACUUCUUUUCAUAAUUACCGGAAUAAGUGCCACAAUCAACGUUUACUUGUUGAAUGCUGCUCGAUUCCACUCGUCUAGAGAAAUUGCUGUCUCUACAAUUGCAAAGCCUCAAACGCCAGACGUUGUUCCCACAGUAGAACCGCUUCCAAAUGAAAAUGACACAAGCAUUCGACCAUUGGAGGAGAUGGUUUCAUUGCUGAAGGAAGGUAAAACACGAGAGCUGAACAAUGAUGAGGUAUCAUCUCUCGUUGUUCAAGGAAAACUUCCCUUGUACGCCCUAGAAAAACAACUUGUUGAUAAGACCCGCGCAGUUAUUGUAAGAAGGAAGGCAAUUGCUUCCUUAGCAGAUGCUCCGGUCUUGAGAACCGAAAAGCUGCCUUACAAAGAUUAUGAUUAUGACCGUGUAUUUGGCGCUUGUUGUGAGAAUGUUAUCGGAUUCAUGCCCUUACCAGUCGGCGUUGCUGGUCCCUUGAUCAUUGACGGUAAACCUUAUCACAUUCCCAUGGCUACUACUGAAGGCUGCUUAGUAGCCUCAACCAUGAGAGGUUGUAAAGCUAUCAAUUCUGGAGGCGGUGUAGAAACUGUUCUGACAGCCGACGGAAUGACAAGAGGACCAUGCGUUUCUUUCCCAUCUCUUUCUCGUGCAGGUGCAGCUAAGAUGUGGCUAGAUAGUGAAGAAGGGCAAAAGACCAUUAAGGGUGCGUUUAACUCCACCUCUAGAUUUGCCCGUUUGCAGCAUGUUAAGACAACCCUUGCUGGUACAUUAUUGUUCAUCCGAUUCAAGACUACUACUGGUGAUGCGAUGGGUAUGAACAUGAUUUCUAAGGGUGUGGAGUAUUCACUAAAGUUUAUGUCGGAAGAAUGUGACUGGCCUGACAUGGAAGUUAUUUCUGUUUCAGGUAAUUACUGUACAGACAAAAAAGUUGCUGCAAUCAACUGGAUCGAAGGUCGUGGUAAGUCUGUCGUUGCUGAAGCUCGUAUUCCAGCCGAUGUUGUCAGAAGCGUUCUGAAGUCCGAUGUUGAGGCAUUGGUAGAAUUGAAUGUUAGCAAGAACUUGAUUGGAUCCGCAAUGGCAGGAUCAAUUGGUGGUUUCAACGCACAAGCUGCCAAUCUAGUUACAGCAGUAUACUUAGCUACAGGACAGGAUCCAGCCCAGAAUGUCGAAAGUUCCAACUGUAUUACCUUGAUGAACAAGCUCCCAAAUGGAGAUUUACAAAUUUCAGUCUCUAUGCCAUCUAUCGAAGUUGGAACCAUUGGUGGAGGAACCGUUUUGGAACCUCAAGGAUCAAUGUUGGAACUAUUAGGAGUUAAAGGUCCUCACCCAACUAAUCCAGGUGCAAACUCAAGGCAGUUGGCUAAGAUCGUUGCUUCUGCUGUCUUGGCUGCAGAGCUGUCCUUGUGCUCUGCCCUUGCAGCUGGUCACUUAGUCCAAAGUCAUAUGACCCAUAACAGAAAGCAAGCUCCAGUCAAGGAGGUAAACGGCACUGCCGCUAGGCUAGCGGAACAAUCUAAGAUUUGCAUUAAAUCUUGA
Komagataella phaffii GS115 is the source of this 2961-nucleotide messenger RNA. Its product is annotated as One of two isozymes of HMG-CoA reductase that catalyzes the conversion of HMG-CoA to mevalonate. Gene Ontology annotation, molecular function: protein binding; hydroxymethylglutaryl-CoA reductase (NADPH) activity. Gene Ontology annotation, cellular component: endoplasmic reticulum membrane; peroxisomal membrane. The transcript has a single exon. The record is from RefSeq and is a predicted model, not a curated record. NCBI's taxonomy places the organism in Eukaryota, Fungi, Ascomycota, Pichiomycetes, Pichiales, Pichiaceae. Gene Ontology annotation, biological process: ergosterol biosynthetic process; isoprenoid biosynthetic process; coenzyme A metabolic process. Bases 1 to 2961 code for a protein of 986 amino acids.